AUGAUUAGAGCAAACGGAUUUUCAGAAUUGAAAGGUGAUGGCAAGAAAUCUUAAGAAACUUCUUCAUCAUUAGUCGGAGGAAUGUCUUGGUCUUUAUGGAAGGCCAUUUCAAGAGGAAACUAAGGUGAUGUUUAUCAAUUGGGAGGUGCUUAUGUUUUCGAUAUUACAGGAAAAAUUUUAUACAGCUUUGUUGACCAUAGUGCUGAAGGACAUAUUAGUGUAUAAUAGAUCAAUGAAUUAGCACAAACUUAUGGAAAAAAAGCUUCAUAAUGA
Molecule: messenger RNA, 273 nt
Organism: Tetrahymena thermophila SB210
Lineage: Eukaryota; Ciliophora; Oligohymenophorea; Hymenostomatida; Tetrahymenidae
Product: DHHC zinc finger protein, putative
Exons: 2
Source: RefSeq, a predicted model, not a curated record